Molecule: messenger RNA, 1274 nt
Organism: Sesamum indicum (sesame)
Lineage: Eukaryota; Viridiplantae; Streptophyta; Magnoliopsida; Lamiales; Pedaliaceae
Product: AT-hook motif nuclear-localized protein 10
Molecular function (GO): minor groove of adenine-thymine-rich DNA binding
Source: RefSeq, a predicted model, not a curated record
CCUCUGCUGGAUCAGCAAAUCCACAUUCCCUACGCUGCCGACGGCGGAGGCGCCGGGUACAGCCCAGUGGGUUCGUCUCCGCCGCCGUACCAAUCUAUCCCCGCUGGUGCCACCGUGAUCAAUCACGUGAUGAACUUGAAUUCCGUUGAUCAGAAGCGGAAGAGGGGGCGGCCCAGGAAGUACGGUCCAGAUGGCAGCAUGGCCAUUUCCAUGGCUUCGCAACAGCAGCCUAUCAGCAUUGCCAUGCCCCAGCAGCAGCACACUUUCUCCCCACAGGCGGCGGCCCCUUCUCUUAAUUUGCAGAUGGAGGCCCAUCCCCCGGUGGGUGGCUCAGCCGCGCCCACCGUCAAGAAGGCCAGGGGCAGACCCCGCGGUUCAAGCAAUAAAAAGCAGCAAAAGGAGGCUUUAGGUUCAAAUGGUCUUGGAUUUGUACCACAUGUGCUCAAUGUCAAUGCAGGAGAGGAUGUCUCUUCAAAAAUAAUGGCUAUUUCUCAGAACAGACCGAGAGCUGUUUGUGUCCUAUCUGCCAACGGGGCAAUAUCAAAUGUGACACUUCGACAAGCUGCCACAUCUGGUGGAACGGCAACUUAUGAGGGCCGCUUUGACAUCCUGUCUCUUUCUGGUUCUUUUAUGCUUACUGAAGUUGCCGGUCAUAAAAGCAGAACUGGUGGUCUGAGUAUUGCUUUGGCUGGACCCGAUGGAAGGGUAAUGGGUGGUUGUGUGGCUGGUUUACUGGUUGCAGCAUCCCCCGUCCAGGUUAUAGUGGGAAGCUUUCUGCCCGAUUGUCAAAGAGAAGCUACAACAAACUUUAUGGAGCCUGCAUCAGCUCCCCCACAGGUUAACCUGGGUGGUGCUGCUGGUACCAGCAGCUCACCAUCAAGAGGGACUCUUAGUGAGUCGUCUGGUGGUCCUGCAAGUCCGCUAAAUUUAAGUGCUGGUGCUUGCAAUAAUAUCCCACAAGGCAUGACAGGCAUGCCUUGGAAAUAAUCAGCUGUAUAGUUAUCCCUCCCAUUGACAACUAUGUAACAUAAGUACUUAGUGUAAUACUAUCGGAAUAAAGACCACUGGCUGCUUUCCAUCUUGAGUCUUUCAGGAAUGCGCCUUGCAGAGUUAGGUUCUUAGUCUACUGAUCCUUUUGGUUUUUAUUCCGGCUGUUGUAGUUGUUUGUAUAAAACGCUGGUAGUUAGUCUUUAAUGUCUUUUUCUUCUCCAACCUAGUUGUUGUGCUCUUUUAAUUCUUAUUCGUUCGCUAUUGAGUAAUAAUGCUGGUUAUAA